Messenger RNA from Staurois parvus, 239 nucleotides. The record is from the annotation of a GenBank genome assembly. NCBI's taxonomy places the organism in Eukaryota, Metazoa, Chordata, Amphibia, Anura, Ranidae.
AUGAUGGGGUGCUAUUCCUUGCUCUGACACAAAUGAUGGGGCACAAUUCCUCCCACUGACACCAAUGAUGGGACACUAUUCCUCCCACUGACACCAAUGAUGGAGGAAGAGUGCCCCAUCGUUGGUGUCAGUGGGGGGAGGAAUAGUGCCCCAUCGUUGAUGUCAGUGGGAGGAAUAAUGCCCCAUAAUUAGUACCAGUGACACCAAUGAUGGGGCACUAUUCCUCCCACUGACACCAA